AGUGUAGGUGAGGUGUGAAGUGAUGCCCAAGGAGCAGCCGACGGCACAGGAUUUGAUGCAGGACGACUUAAGCAGCAGGGGAUCCCACGUGGAACGGUUCCUCAGUCCCACCAUCUUCUCAGAUCAACACCGCAGAGAUGAUCAGCAGCCUCUCCACGGCGAGACCCGCCACUUGGCCGGAGGCGAACACACGACGAGGCAAAGUGAGGCACGGUCUGCUUCUCAUCCAGACAAUUGGCUGUGAUGGUGGCAGCACCAUAAUUCACGACUAAUGGCCUGGACCGAGAGAGAGAGGGAGGGGGAGAGAGUGAGAGGUGGAGUAGGAAUCAGUCAGAGAGAUGCUGCAGGCGACUGGAGACAGAUGCCCUGCGUCACGGACAAUCAGGAGGAGGGAGAAAGCCUUUUGCAGAGGAGACACCAACCUGGACACGGUCAGGCCAGCAUCAUCUCGGCAUUCUCUCCGGUAUCGCCAAGUGUCUCUCGGAUGCCGGACGCCCCGUGUUCUGACACCAUGCUCGUACUCUUAUCGUUGCUGUUCGCCGGCUUGGCCUGCUUACCGGCUGCUCCGGCAGGCAGAGAAGUCUACAGGAUGCCCCAGAGUGCACUCAAAGCUCUGUCCGAUCGUGGCACAGUGGUCCUAGAGGCAGCCAUGAGCAGCGCCCUGUCCGCCCUGGACCGAGCAUCGUCCGAGAGGAGUCGGGCGGAGGCGGGCUGCAGGGGCUGCGCUCCUUGCUUGUUUCAGGACUGCGGGCAGCCCUCUGGAUCUUGCACUUCUCCCGCCACCGCCUUGGCAGAACCCAGCUGCGAUGUCAUCAGCAAAGCGCAGAAGCUUCAAGAUGAAGGCGAGCGGAGUUGGGCCCUGAGCCAGGCCUGCGCUUUCUACCAACGCCGCUGUCAAGUUGGCAAUUUGGACAAAGAGAGCUGCAUCCGAAUCAUGGGUGAGAGUUGCAGCGCCCGCGUCCUCCAGUGCAGCUUGCUUAACACAAUGCAGAACCUGGAACCCGCCACUCAGAGCCAUGUGCAGGCCGUGUGUGGUCAGAGGUCAUCGUCGACGCAUAACGUAACCCAGCCUCGUUCCAGAAUCGUGGGUGGGUCCCCUGCGCCGCCGGGGAGCUGGCCCUGGUUAGUCAAUCUGCAGCUCGAUGGGGGCCUGAUGUGUGGAGGAGUUCUAGUGGAGAGCUCCUGGGUGGUCACUGCAGCACACUGUUUCGCUGGGAGCCGCAGCGAAAGCUACUGGACGGCCGUAGUGGGCGAGUUUGAUAUCACCAAGGCUGACCCCGAUGAGCAGGUUCUCAAAGUCAACCGCAUCAUCCCUCACCCUAAGUUCAACCCAAAGACGUUUAACAACGAUAUCGCCCUGGUGGAGUUAACAUCUCCGGUGGUUCUGUCUGAGCGGGUCACCCCAGUGUGUCUGCCCUCUGGGAUGGAGCCCCCGACUGGUAGCGCUUGUCUGGUGGCAGGCUGGGGUUCCCUCUAUGAAGAUGGCCCAUCUGCUGACAUUGUAAUGGAGGCUAAAGUUCCUCUACUGCCUCAGAACACGUGUAAGAAUGCACUGGGCAAAGAGCUGGUCACCAACACCAUGCUGUGUGCCGGCUAUCUAUCAGGAGGGAUCGACUCCUGUCAGGGUGACUCCGGAGGCCCGCUGAUCUACCAGGACAGAAUUUCCGGUCGCUUCCAGCUUCACGGUAUCACGUCCUGGGGAGAUGGAUGCGGGGAGAAGGGCAAGCCUGGAGUUUAUACCCGCGUGUCUGCUUUUUCUGACUGGAUUCAAGUUGAAAUACAAAAAUCAUUUGGCAGCAGGGAACCCACAUGCCCGGAACUUCUAAAAACGACAGAAAUGACAGAGGAGGAGCAAAGGUCAGAGUUCAGCACUCUGUGUCGCUUCUACACCCUCACCUGCCCUCCUGGCCAGCCGAGCAACGUUUGCAGCCGAAUGGCCGAGGACAAAUGUCUCACCCGUUUCAAGAAAUGUCAGCUACGUUCCUUCCUGCAGACUCUGCUGGACCUGCUCCAGAGUGCUGAAGACUACAUCAGGGACAAAGUGGACUUAACCUUCUUCACCCAGACGCUCCCUCAACUGGUCGAACACAUCUACAGCACGGCUUUUUCUCACAGCAGAGACAAGAGAGAUGUGGAGAUGAAAGAGCAGCAAGGUGGCGCCGUGACACCAAUGGAGCAAGGUUCCUCUUCAGUUCCUCCAGCUUUGUUCAAGGCGUUGGGCCCUUCGGUAGAGGACUGGGAGAAUUACUUGGUAACCAUCGCUGACAACAUGGAGACACAGCCCAAUGACACCACACAGGAAGAAAAAAUGUUCUUACAGGCAGGGGACUACUCGGUCCUCCAGCUUGAGAAGGAAUACCGAAAUAUUAUCUCAGCGUUACGCUCCAAACUUGACUCCAAAACGGCUUUGCCCACCCUCCGCUUGGAUCCAUCUUAUCUCCAGGACCGUCCUCCUCUUCUUCCAACAUCUUCCACAGGGCUGCAAAGCAACACUGGUCCUUUCUCUUCCCUCAAAUCUCAAAAGCCUUGGUCGCUUCUAACGGCACUAAUGACCGGAAUUGAGGAAUUACGGACACCGAGCGAUGAGACACAAACGGAAGCAUUUGACCCUUCACCUGAUGCCACGUGGGACAAACCGCUUGCGUCAGCAUUAACUACAGUUCUCCCAAUGGUUACGGGAGAGCUCGCAAAGACCACAUCUCAGCCUCAGAUCGUGCACGCUGGUCAUCCUUCCAAUCGCCACAGAAGACAAAGAAGCCUUCUUCAUAAGAGACAGACACCCGGUCCCGGUGGCAAAGUUUGUCCCGGUGUUCGAGAGACUUCGCAACGAGUCAGUCAAGUGAGAGACUCGUACCACUGGGUGCUGAGUAUCCCAAACAAGAACCUCCGUAUGAGCUUCCAAGAGGUCUUAGUCGAUCUGAGCUCCAAGAACGAUCGAGGACUUUAUCAAGCAAGGCUCAGAGCUGUCAUAGGAGGACGACCUCUGACCUUCUACAGUCUCGUAGGCCUGGAAAAUGAAUCAUUUUAUCGCAGUGUGCCAAGGAUCAUCUCUUUAGCGCUGGAGGCCCUGAAGACUUAACGUCCUCGGAAGCGUAAGAAGAAAAAUGGAGGGGCCACCUUGGGUCCUCGUGGUGGGACUCAAACUGUUGUUUCCUACCGUGGAGAGGAUCCUGGAGGAAAAAACUAUGAAUGUAUCCAUCCAGCUGUCAAGCAGCUCUCACAACAGCCUUGUCUAACUUAUGAAUCUGUACAAACGCUAAGUUAUUCUAUUCUCCAUAUCGCCACAAAGUCUUUUGCAAAGGUUGAACCUCUUGUGAAGAACACAGACUGUCUAUAAUGUUCAUAUCUUAUUUAUUUUUAUAGAGAAAAUCAUUUGUAUUUUUGUAAAAGCAAAAAAAUAAAUACAGUAUGAGUGAC
Syngnathus acus (greater pipefish) is the source of this 3417-nucleotide messenger RNA. It is a transcript of the gene prss56, whose product is annotated as serine protease 56. Gene Ontology annotation, biological process: proteolysis. The record is from RefSeq and is a predicted model, not a curated record. NCBI's taxonomy places the organism in Eukaryota, Metazoa, Chordata, Actinopteri, Syngnathiformes, Syngnathidae. The transcript is spliced from 16 exons. Gene Ontology annotation, molecular function: serine-type endopeptidase activity. Bases 272 to 3079 code for a protein of 935 amino acids.